Molecule: messenger RNA, 2201 nt
Organism: Drosophila serrata
Lineage: Eukaryota; Metazoa; Arthropoda; Insecta; Diptera; Drosophilidae
Gene: Wnt2
Product: Wnt oncogene analog 2
Biological process (GO): neuron differentiation; cell fate commitment; multicellular organism development
Cellular component (GO): extracellular region
Molecular function (GO): frizzled binding; cytokine activity
Source: RefSeq, a predicted model, not a curated record
UCGCAGCGAUCAGUGUCCAGUUCCAAGUGCUCAAAUAACCCAAAGUGAAUCGAUCGAUCGAUCGAUCGAGUGCGUCUCCUGGACCCCAAAAAGCGUUUUUGUCGGCUCGUCUUGGCUCUUUAAUUGCGUCACUAAUGAGCUGCAUUUAUGUUAAUCUCAGCACCCGGGACGUCUAAGCGCUGCACGAUCCAAAGAUCGGGGAUCGAUCCCAUCUCCAUAUCGUUCGGCAUUCGGCACUUCUUUUGCUUUUCCUUUUCUCAUUUUUGGUAGUUUUCACCUGCUGAGCCGUUUAUGGUUAUUGCCGCAAUUCCGUUGUGACAGUCGGAGGCGCUUUAUCAUAAAUUAAAAAAUCGUGUAGUCGCCGAGGGAAGGGACCACGGCCCCCACAAAAAACCAAAAGAAAAAUAAUACUUGGAUCCCCACUGAUGGAUGAUGAUGCCGCUGAUGGCAAUUUCGGGUCUGAGUUAUGGCCGGGCCAAGUCCGGAGAUUUGCAUGAAUGAAACGCACGCGCUGAUAAACGAUCUGAAACUGAAUCUGAAGCUGAAGCUGGAACCAAAGCUGGUCAUCUUUAGCCGCCUGGUGAUCACCGAUCUCGCGAUGACUUAAUUGAAACGCCGCUGGCCGAACCGUAGCAGAAGGUGUUAAUUAGCAUAUGAACAAAUGGACAAAGCCUUUGCUGUAUUUUGGUAGUUUUUUUCUCUCGGUUUCGGUCACUUACCGAGUGCUGCCGUCUGCUUUUUCUCGGUUCAUUAAUAACAAAAAGCAGAGCAAACUUUACCAAUAGAAGAAGAGUGUUCCCCUUCGGUCUCGCAUGGCAUUGGUUUCUGUGUAAACUGUCCAGCUCUUUAGUGGAAAUUGGAGACUGGCGGCAGCAGCAUUAUUAUUAUUAUUGUUAUUAUUAUUGUGCAAAGCUCAGCGAAAGGAAAAUUAAGCCUCGAAUGUAUUGAGACUUUUAGUGCGAAUAGAAUAUGAUGAUAGUGGCCAGCUGCUGGUGGGCUCGUAUUCGUGGAUUUGCAUCGUCAUGUGGAAAAUACAUAACAAGCUCUUAAUCUACAUACUCUGGAUUAUGGAAAUAAGAUUAGUGUCCAGCUUUACAUCCGCCAUGCUCUGCGGCCGGAUUCCGGGCCUGACUCGCCAGCGUCACAUGUGCGGCGAGAUGCCGGAAGCCCUGAUUGCCCUGGGCGAGGGCCACCAGCUGGGCGCCCAGGAGUGCCAGCAGCAAUUCCGUGGCCAUCGCUGGAACUGCUCCAAGGUGUGGCAGGCCAAUGUCUUCGCCCAUGUCAUACCCACAGCUUCGCGUGAGGCAGCCUACACCUAUGCGAUAGCCAGCGCCGGAGCCGCUUAUGCGGUAACUGCCGCCUGUGCCCGUGGCAACAUCUCCACCUGCGGCUGUGAUGUGCGGCACAAGUCUGCGCCAGCUGCUCCAGGUGGAGGAGCACCAGAAGAGCCCUGGAAAUGGGGCGGUUGCUCUGCAGAUGUGGACUUUGGGAUGCGAUAUGCCCGAAGGUUCAUGGAUGCUCGGGAACUAGAGCGAGAUGCUCGCACGCUAAUGAAUCUGCACAACAAUCGGGCAGGGAGAACGCUGGUAAAGAAGAUGCUGCGCACGGACUGCAAGUGCCAUGGCGUCAGUGGGUCCUGUGUGAUGAAAACCUGCUGGAAGAGCCUGCCGCCCUUUCGCCUGAUCGGCGACAAGCUCAUGACAAAGUAUCAAAAAGCCAAAACUGUUCAAGCCGUCAAAGGCAAACGUGGACUGAGAUUAGUAUUAAGCAGAAAGAAGCAUGCCGGUGCGGCUCGUGCCCAGAAACCGGUUCUCGACUGGCCCAAACGCAUGGAGCUGGUGUAUUUGGAGGCAUCGCCCAAUUACUGCGAACGCAGCCUUCAGAUGGGAAGCCAGGGAACUGGCGGUAGGGUUUGCCAACGAAAUGGCCAUGGUCCCGGCAGCUGUGACCUCCUGUGCUGUGGACGUGGUCACAACACACAACACAUCCGGCGGAGCAGGCAGUGUCACUGCCAGUUCCGUUGGUGCUGCGAGGUCAAGUGCGAGGAAUGCGACGAGAGCUACGAGGAGUUCACCUGUAAAUAGACCGAAAUGGGGCCCAGGAUGCCGCUAUUGCUGGGGGCUAUGUCAUAGGAAAUGCGUUACUUAAGUAUUAUGAGAAAUGUAUUACACUCACAAAAACACAAAACAACACCACCAUAA